Molecule: messenger RNA, 994 nt
Organism: Batrachochytrium dendrobatidis JAM81
Lineage: Eukaryota; Fungi; Chytridiomycota; Chytridiomycetes; Rhizophydiales
Exons: 3
Coding region: 16-885 (289 amino acids)
Biological process (GO): DNA damage response; DNA replication
Cellular component (GO): nucleus
Molecular function (GO): double-stranded DNA binding
Source: RefSeq, a predicted model, not a curated record
CUAUUAGUUGCAGGAAUGGGCAAGGACGGUGGAUUUCUAACAGCAAAAGCCAUUUCGAAUCGCAUCAAGGCCAAAGGUCUACAGAAACUGCGCUGGUAUUGUCAAAUGUGUGAGAAACAAUGUAGAGAUGAAAACGGAUUCAAAUGUCAUUGUGCAUCCGACGGCCAUCAGCGUCAAAUGAUGCUAUUUGCUGAAAACACUCAGAGCUACCUUACAUCUCAUUCUGAGCAAUUCCAUUCCGACUUUGUCAAGCUGCUGUCUGGAAGGUACGGCACUCGCAGAGUGUUUGCUAACCAGGUCUAUCAAGAAUUCAUAUCGGAUCGUAACCAUCUUCACAUGAAUGCUACUGUGUGGAUGAGUCUUUCUGCUUAUGUCAAAUACCUUGGUAAAGAAGGCAUUUGCGAAGUAGAUGAGACUGAAAAAGGCUGGUAUAUCAAAUGGAUUGAUCGAAGUGCUGCUACAUUGGCACGACAAGAGGCCGUAUUGAAAAAGGAAAGGGCCGAGAAGACAGAAGAUGAGCGGGAGAGGAAGCUACUGAAUGAACAGAUUACAAAAGCACAAGCUGGAUCUGCUGCCAUUGAAGAGCAAUAUACAGACCUUAAGCGCGAGUCGAAUGAUCAACCGAUUAAACUUCAACUUGGUGCUUCCUUAUUUAAACCAACAGUAAAGAAAUUUGAACCAAAAAAAAUAAAUGCGCUUGCUGCUGCAUCCAAAAAAUCUGCAAGUGUUUCAAAAUCUCUUGGUAGUGCUGUACCAUUCAAGCCCGAAGUUGUCAAACCUUUGUCGGCAAUGGAGCGAGUCAUUCAUCAAGAUCAAUUGAAACGGAAGCGAUUUGGAAAAGACCGAGACGAUUCAUUAGCACAGGAUAAACGAUCGAGAUACUAGAAACCAUAAUAUUCACCAAGAGAUUGUCAUGACCUAGCGUGGUUGGGUCUAGUUACUAUUUUAAAUCCACAAUGUACGUGAAUGGAAAUAAAUCUUUAUUUAUAUAUGC